Messenger RNA from Thlaspi arvense, 1458 nucleotides. NCBI's taxonomy places the organism in Eukaryota, Viridiplantae, Streptophyta, Magnoliopsida, Brassicales, Brassicaceae. The record is from the annotation of a GenBank genome assembly.
AUGGCCGACGCAACCAGCAUCAGGGAGCUCCCAUCUCUCACCGGCAUCCGUCUGCGCCGGAACCCACUGGAAGAAAACCCCUUCUUCCACCCCUCCCAUGGCUUCUACAUCACUCCUUCCGACGUCAUCCUCUCCCAGGUUGUCUACGACCUCUCCGCCGACUCCCAGCCACGCUACGCCUACCACAGAGCUGGGCCCCGCCAGGAGAUCAUGUACGAGCCGUCAUCUGUGAAGGCGGCGAUCGUGACCUGUGGAGGGUUGUGCCCGGGCAUGAACACCGUCAUCAGAGAGCUUGUGGUUGGCCUGUGGGAGCUCUACGGGGUGAGAAAGAUUUGUGGAAUCCCGGCUGGUUACAGAGGCUUUUACUCCAUGGAAGCCGUCGAGCUAAAUCCCAAGCUGGUUCAUAAUUGGCACAAGAAGGGCGGCACUGUACUCUCCACCUCCCGAGGUGGCUUCGAUCUCCUUAAAAUCGUCGAUUCCAUCCAACUCAACGGUUACAAUCAGGUCUGUUUCACUCUAUGGUUUGAUUUGUUCUUUGGAAACUUGAUUUGUUCUUUGGAAAUUGAGUUUAAAAAGCAAAUCCUCUUUCGUUGUGUUGAUCCUCAAAUGCGACACCAGGUCUAUAUAAUAGGAGGAGACGGCACGAUGCGUGGGGCUGUGAAGAUCUUCGAGGAAGUCAGCCGCAGGAAACUGGAGGUGGGAAUCACGGUUAUACCGAAAACCGUGGACAACGAUGUGGGCAUCAUCGAUAGAUCAUUCGGGUUUCAAACGGCGGUAGAGAUGGCUCAGGAGGCUAUAUCUGCCGCUCACGUUGAGGCCGAGAGCGCCGUCAAUGGCAUUGGACUAGUGAAGCUCAUGGGCAGAAGUACUGGCCACAUUGCACUGCAUGCCACACUCAGCAGCCGUGAUGUGGACUGUUGUUUGAUCCCGGAGAUGGAGUUUUACCUUGAAGGCAAAGGAGGGCUGUUUGAGUUUCUGGAGCAGAGACUGAAGGAUCAUGGGCAUGCCGUACUUGUUGUUGCUGAAGGCGCAGGACAAGAGAUGAUCCCAAGGAGUGAGUCGCAGAAACAAGAGAGGGAUGAAUCUGGGAACCUUGUUUUCUUGGAUGUGGGAGUUUGGUUGAAGUCAGCGCUGAAGGAAUGGUGGGGUCGAAAGCAUCCAGGCGAGCUGUUCACCGUGAAGUAUAUCGAUCCUACUUACAUGAUAAGAGCUGUACCCGCGAAUGCUACGGAUAACUUGUACUGUACGCUCUUGGCUCACUCGGCUAUCCACGGAGUCAUGGCUGGUUACACAGGGUUCGUGUCUGGCCCGAUCAACGGGAACUAUGCUUAUAUCCCCUUAGAGGAGGUGGCUCAGACUAAGAAUGAAGUGAACACGAGUGACCACAAGUGGGCGUGGGUGCGCUCAGUGACAAACCAGCCUGAUUUUGAAACGAAUUUUAAGGGGCAAACACCGUGA